AUGACACACUGUCAAAAAUCCUCACUUUUGAUAUCAACGCACGAUACGUUGAAAGAGGAGCCAGAAGAAGAGAGCAGACCAAACACACCACACGUAGGAUCCCCUCAAGCACAAUCACAAGCACCCACAGGGGGAGAUCAGCUCAAGCAACCCGAGCAACAGGAUAAACUCACCGAUUCUCAGCAACAACAGGCAAACGACGAAGAAAGCUUUAUAAAGAACCAGAAAGAGCAGAAGCAGCAACAACAGCAACAGCACCAAAAUAAUAUUACAGCUAAGCACAAUGAGCACAUGCGCAGAGUAAAAAGCAAACGUCCCCUUUGGGGCAUUGGGGGUGUCUUCCCUGCUGAGGAUUCAGAGAAGCCUAGCAAUCAUGAAAGUGGAAAGACUCAAGGCAGAAACAACGAUAUUAGCGGAAGUGGCCAAGAAGUCUUAAACGCAGCUGCAGAAGCCGUUUUCUCCAGAGGCAGGGAACUAGGCUAUCAGCAGGCGUCUAGUAUCACGGGUAACACACCAUCUCUCCCCACGGGAAACUUAGGAUCAACCAAAUUCGGCUCUAGCUACUCGAGUUCCCAGCCACCAUCUCAUCACACCAACCAGGCCGGUGACUAUUUCAAUUUACCGGGUACAACACCUGGAACAACACCUGGAAUAACACCUGGAAUAACACCUGGUCAGCAUAAUACUCCUUUUGGCCAAGUAAGCGGAAUGAUGGAAGACAAUAAAAGUACAAAAUCAAGCAGAACACCAUUUCAGGUCGGGGGUGUUAUCGAUGACAACAGAAGACCGUCGUUUGCUCGUCCUCAGCCUAGCAAAAGGUUUCCUACCCAGACACAGCAGCAUAGCUACUACAAGGAGCAGGCAGACAAGGAGAUGGCAGACAAGAAGUCAGACGAUAAGGAUUUAACUAAUCGCGAUACUCAGGGAAAGGAGGAAGGUCAGGUCGGUGGGAUUAUAGAUGGUCAAAAGGACACACCGGCCGCUGAUCAGGACCGCUCUCUGUCAUAUAACACUGACAAGUCGCAAAAUUACCCACAAGGCGGUGGCACUGGGCAGGUUGGAGAAAUGGAAAAUAAGUGGCUUGAUGAUCCCAUUGAACAAGAAAAGUAUGAGAAUCCUGAUGAACCCAUUUACAAUUUUUGGUUCAACAUUAGAGAAUACAUGCGGGAACCGCUCGCAGAGAUGCUCGGGACGUGUGUAUUUAUGAUUAUUGGCACUGGCGCCAGCUGUCAGACACUUAUUUAUACAAAUCAGACAGCUGCAUAUACGAAUUUGAAUUGGGGAUUCGGCGUUGGAGUCAUGACUGGCGUUUACAUUGCUGGUGGUGUUUCUGGUGGCCACCUUAACCCAGCCAUCACUCUUUUUCUUGCUUUAUUUCGAGGAUUUCCUUGGAAAAUGCUUUGGAAAUACUGGAUUGCACAGGUUCUAGGUGCAUUUAUCGGAAGCUUUACGGUCUAUGGAAUGUACUGUCAGUCUCUUUACAACAUAGAUCCCGCAAAGACGGUGUCUUCGAGUGGCACAGCUGCGUUAUUCCCUACAAUCCCCACAACAGAAAAUACUACCAUCGGUCUUGCAGUGUAUCAGGAAGUCAUCGCGACUGCAGUAUUGACAUCGAGUGUUUUAGCCCUUGGUGAUCGUGACAAUACGCCACCUGGAGCGUCUUUGGGUGCUCUAGUUCUUGCACUAAUCAUUAUGGCCAUAGGUACGUCUCUAGGUGCUUUAAGCGGAUAUGCCAUGAACCCAGCUCGCGACCUCGGCCCACGCAUCAUGCUCAGUUGCGUUGGCUACGGGAAGGAGCUAUGGACGCACGAUAGAUGGUGGUGGCUAACUGGGCCCAUCUUGGGAUCCUUCGGCGGCUCGAUCUUAGGUGCAUUAGCGUACGACUUUUGCAUCUAUAGUGGACUGGGUAGUCCAGUCAACUUCACCGGCAAACAAUGGCGACGGUUGAUUAACCCUAUGUUUCGAACGCACAACAUGGCAAAAGCUGGGCUUGAACGGAUGGAAAGAGAUCGGAAGGAGAGAGACUUACAGAAUGAAAUACACGAGCUGGAAAAUAAGAAGGGAAACAAGGCUGUUUAG
Messenger RNA from Wallemia ichthyophaga EXF-994, 2079 nucleotides. RefSeq lists its product as uncharacterized. Gene Ontology annotation, cellular component: plasma membrane. The coding region runs from base 1 to 2079 and encodes 692 amino acids. NCBI's taxonomy places the organism in Eukaryota, Fungi, Basidiomycota, Wallemiomycetes, Wallemiales, Wallemiaceae. The record is from RefSeq and is a predicted model, not a curated record. Gene Ontology annotation, molecular function: water channel activity; glycerol channel activity. The transcript is spliced from 4 exons. Gene Ontology annotation, biological process: water transport; glycerol transmembrane transport.